AUCUGUUGCCCUAAUGCGACUCGGCUAGGAAGAAGCGUAAAGGCUUGCGAGGCUGAAAUAAGGAGAAGACGGGUAGAUACAGCCAAGAAUUAAAAGAGGAUGGAAAGGCGUCAGGAGUCUAUGUGCAGAAACCCUCAUGAGCUCUAUUGGAGAAUGCAGAGGAGCAAAGAAAAGACAGUGAAAGAAAUGUUAGAGGAGCAACAGUUGGUGCACACUAAGAAGAAGCUGAAGGUGUGUGUGGCGACCUGUAACAGAGCUGACUACUCCAAACUCGCUCCCAUAAUGUUUGGGAUCAAGUCCUACCCUGAUGAGUUUGAACUGGAGGUGGUGGUAUUAGGUUCGCAUCUCAUCGAUGACUACGGGAACACCUUCCGUAUGAUUGAGCAGGAUGACUUUGACAUUGGCUGCAAGCUCCACACCAUAGUGCGAGGAGAGGACGAGGCGGCCAUGGUGGAGAGUGUUGGCCUGGCACUGGUCAAACUGCCAGACGUCCUACAGAGACUUAGUCCAGAUGUACUGGUGGUCCACGGUGACCGCUUUGACGCGCUGGCCCUGGCGACCGCCGCCGCCCUAAUGAACAUCAGGAUACUUCACCUGGAGGGAGGAGAGGUAAGCGGUACCAUUGACGACUCGAUCCGUCAUGCCAUCAGCAAACUGGCCCACUACCAUGCCUGCUGUACACGCAGUUCUGAGCAGCACCUUAUCGCUAUGUGUGAGGACCACUCUCGCAUCCUGCUGACCGGUUGCCCUUCCUAUGAUAAACUGCUCUUAGCACAUCACAAGAAGGACUACAUGGACAUUAUCAAGUCCUGGCUGGGCGACAGAGUGAAGGAGCAUGACUACAUUGUGGCUUUGCAGCACCCUGUCACCACCGACAUCAAGAACUCCAUAAAGAUAUAUGAGCUAAUGCUGGAUGCCCUGCUGUCCUUCAACAAGAGGACCCUCAUCCUAUUUCCUAACAUAGAUGCUGGAAGUAAGGAGAUGGUACGAGUGAUGCGGAAAAAGGGAAUAGAGCAGCACCCCAACUUCCGGGCAGUGAAGCACGUUCCCUUUGACCAGUUCAUCCAGUUAGUAUGUCAUGCUGGCUGCAUGAUCGGCAACAGCAGCUGCGGCGUACGGGAGGCUGGAGCCUUCGGCACACCAGUGAUCAACCUAGGAACCAGACAGACGGGCAGAGAGACUGGUGAGAAUGUUCUCCAUGUUAGAGACGCCGACACUCACAAUAAGAUCUAUCAUGCCCUGGAGCUGCAGUUUGGAAAGAGAUACCCCUGCUCGAAGAUCUAUGGUGAUGGCAACGCGGUUCCUCGCAUUCUCAAGUUACUGCAGGCCAUUGACCUGGAUGAGCCUGUCCAGAAGAAUUUCUGUUUCCCCCCGGUCAAAGACUCCUACUCCCAGGACAUCGACCACAUCUUGGAGAAGCAGAGCGCUCUGGCCGUGGACUUGGGCGGAACCAACCUCAGAGUGGCUAUCAUCUGCAUGGGGGGUAAACUGCUAAAAAAGUAUGUUAAGCCCAAUCCAAAUACCUAUGAAUCCAGGAUCAAGUGCAUACUAGAAAUGUGUAACAUUGCCCAAAAGGACGCUGUACCCCUCAACUGCAGGAUACUGGGAGUUGGAGUGUCUACAGGUGGACGUGUCAACCCACAGGACGGCAUUGUCCUCCACUCCACUAAGCUAAUUCAGGAGUGGUCGUCGGUUGACCUGCGGACGCCCAUCUCCGAUGCUCUGCACCUCCCUGUCUGGGUGGACAAUGACGGCAACUGUGCGGCUCUAGCUGAGAGGAAGUUUGGGCAUGGCAAGGGAGUGGAGAAUUUUGUGACCAUCAUCACCGGGACAGGUAUCGGUGGAGGGAUUGUCCAGCACAACGAGCUGGUCCAUGGCAGUACCUUCUGUGCUGCAGAGCUGGGUCACAUCAUAGUGUCUUUGGACGGCCCUGAGUGCACGUGUGGCAGUCGCGGGUGUAUAGAGGCCUAUUCAUCUGGCAUGGCUCUGCAGAGAGAGGCCAAACGACUACAUGACGAGGAUCUUUUGAAGACAGAGGGGAUUGACAUGAAGUUGCAAGAGCCAGUCACUGCUAUCCACCUCAUCAACGCUGCCAAAGAAGGAAACUCCAAGGCCGAAGCUGUUCUUAAGACAGCCUCCACUGCACUUGGCAUAGGCAUUGUUAACAUCCUCCACAUGGUCAACCCAUCGCUGGUGAUUCUCUCUGGUGUGCUGGCCUCUUUCUACCUCGACCCAGUUAAACACAUCAUCUCCCAGCGAGCCCUUCCAUCCACCCAGGCCAUCGAGGUCAUCACAUCAGACCUAGAGGAACCAGCUUUACUUGGGGCCGCUAGCAUGGUUUUAGAUUAUACUACUAGAAGGAUAUAUUAGGGGCAUACAAAUACCAGCGACCACCCCCAAGAGGACAACAAAUACCAUGUGUCUGCGCAUAU
Molecule: messenger RNA, 2432 nt
Organism: Lampris incognitus (smalleye Pacific opah)
Lineage: Eukaryota; Metazoa; Chordata; Actinopteri; Lampriformes; Lampridae
Gene: gne
Product: glucosamine (UDP-N-acetyl)-2-epimerase/N-acetylmannosamine kinase
Exons: 14
Coding region: 100-2370 (756 amino acids)
Biological process (GO): UDP-N-acetylglucosamine metabolic process
Molecular function (GO): N-acylmannosamine kinase activity; UDP-N-acetylglucosamine 2-epimerase activity; hydrolase activity, hydrolyzing O-glycosyl compounds
Source: RefSeq, a predicted model, not a curated record